Molecule: messenger RNA, 895 nt
Organism: Stegastes partitus (bicolor damselfish)
Lineage: Eukaryota; Metazoa; Chordata; Actinopteri; Pomacentridae
Product: high affinity cAMP-specific and IBMX-insensitive 3',5'-cyclic phosphodiesterase 8B-like
Exons: 2
Source: RefSeq, a predicted model, not a curated record
CAGAUAUAAUGUCAGUGUGAUGGAGAGGGAGAGAGGGAGGAGAGACACAGACAUGGACGCUGGCCAAUGAUCUGCGAGCAGAAUAACUAAAGUAGAGACACGGAGCAGAUUUCAUAGAGCCAGUUAUUCUCUCACAGGCCGAAAAAAUGCGAGCGAGCAGGAGGUGAUGAGGAGCAGCAGCAGCAGCCAGGUGGUUUAGUCCGUUUAUUCAUCAGUCCUUCCAUAGAUGCGCUGGCGGGUGGUGCAGGCCGGCGGCGGGGGUUCAGAUCCGAGCCUGGAAACACGCUCCGUCCUCAGCAUGAAAUCUAAGAUCCGACAAUAGCGGAGGCUGAGGAGGAGAAGCCGGAUUGACGGGACGCAUGAAUUAAAUAAUCAUCCGCACCUCACGUUUCCCUCCCUUAAUGUUCUCAACCGGAGGUGUGCGGAGGAGAGAGCGAUUCGCCCGGAGAGCCCAGCGGCCGGAGAGCAGCUGGCAGCUGUGGACGCCUGGAAGGUGGUACCCAAGUGUCGCUGUUUAUUAUCUGGGAUCUGACUCCGGAGGCGCGUCGCUGAGGUUAUGGGCUGCGCUCCCAGUAUCCACGUCUCUCAGAGCGGCGUGAUCUACUGCCGAGACUCAGACGAAUCCAACUCGCCCCACCAGACCACCACCAUCUCUCAGGGCACCGCGGCCACGCUGCACGGGCUUUUCAUCAAGACCGAUGCGGCCGAGACCAUCCCCUCCGUCAUCACCUACCAGAGCCGCCACUCGCGCAACAACUCGUACCGGGAUCGCAAGGAGAACAGCGGGGGACACAUCCGCAUCGAGGCCGAGACGCAGACCAGCCACACCAGCGUCAAGGUUUCAGCAACAGAAGAAUGUGUUGGACCAAUGAGACUGACCCAAGAGCCAAUUCAG